UGUCGUCAUUCAAGACUUCCUCGAAGAAACCCGAACAUUGUAGACCGCCAAUCCCAUGUCGCUCAAACCUACGUCAGUCAACCCUCUUGUCCCGACAUCUUAAAUGCCACCCAUCCCCAAAUACGUAUACACCGACCUCAUGUUCCUUCUGAGCAUCCCGCAUUCCUUUCUCGACUGCCUUUCCCCAAGAAACUGACCAAUAGCAAGAAUGUCACUCAACACGACCCAACCAACGUUGGAAUACGGUCGCCAAGUUGUCCUCGGCUCCAGGCUCCGGCCCGUCAAGAUCCAAGACGCCGUGUACAGCAGACUCAUCGAAAUGGCUGACGACGACGAAGACUGCGAAUUUGCACGCUGGCUCCUCCUUCAGGUCUGCGAGAUCUUCAGAGACGAUAUUGACGACCAGACGGCUACCGUGCCCAUUGGUAUGGGUGAACGAGAGUACACCGCCGGCUGGAAGGAUGCCCUCGCAACCAUCCGCGGCCUGUCUGCCCUUUGCCUCAAAGGACCGCUGGAAGACGAGGACGCAUGCCGAUCAGAGCCACCUGACGUGUUCACUCACAGCUACAGGGGUGUGGAGCAAUCUUACCAGGAGGGCUUUGGGAUUGAGUGGGACGAAGAGCGGGAGAGACUGGACUGGGGAUACGAAAUCCCCGCGCGUUGUGGCUUUAUGGGUAUUACACCCUCCGCGUUCGGGGACACUCAACAGAACUCUUCUUCGAACGCCUCGCAAGCCUCCAGCAGCUUGAUCAACACCCCUUCGAGCGUCAGUAUCAGCGACUCGGUCCUUCAAGCCCUCUUCCCUCCGUACUCCUCGGCAGAGUUGUCGUCCUCCUCCAACGGCUCGUCCCCCUCGAAGCGGGCUCCUUCCACCCCCGAUUUCCGCCAGCCACCCAACGGGCACAAUCGGAACCUUAACAAGUCCGACAUAAUCCGCGGCCUCGACACGACCGCGCUGCUCACCCAUUUUGAGCGCCAAUCGCGCCUCUCGGAGCGCCGUAUCGUUGCCGAGCUCGGCCGGACGAGCCUCCUCCGCCAAGCUAUCUUCCAGGACCGCUUCUUCGGCCGCGUGCCAUCCUUUGCGGGAGCCCCGGGCGGCGAUGACCUCGUGAACGAUGAGUACGACGCGACCGAUAUCACGGAUGGGAUCAAUGAGCCAUUCCUGGGCGAGGCGCAGCAGAUGCGUGCGGUGAGGCAAGUCAAGACGCUGUUCCGGCAGUGGCGGAAGGCUGCGGCGGAAGACCGGGUGGAGGCGAACGAGGAUUCGGACGGGGGUACCCGGGUGACGGGGCGAGAAGAUAGCGACGACGGCGACGACAGUGUAUCGAGUGAUUCGGCGAGUUCAUUCCACGCUCCGGAGCCCUGGCUCGAGAGCCACGCCGGAGCAGCGCCGCCUCCCAGCCCAGGGUCGGAGUCCGUCUAUAGCGACGAUACCCUGUGGCCGUCAGCAGCUUCCGAGCCCUGCGACGAAAUGUCGGCACUGAUGGCUCCUCCCAUGCAUCAUUACUCCAUGCGUCAUUACUGCUCCCUGAUGGUCAAUGGGCCGUACUGCACAGACACCGAUGACUCCAGUCACGACCACACACGCCUGGAUGAGAGCGGACCAAGCAGCGAAUGGAAAACGUUGUAGACGGUAUGAGAGAUGGACGGUUCACGAAAACAUGUUUUGCUAGUAGGAGGGAUCGUCGAUAAUGUAUUUUUCCAUUUGUUCUUUUUUCGAGGGGGUAUCAAUUCGUUUGGAUUGGGGCUGGGGUUCCACCUGCGCUUUGCGAUUCUAGACUUGGGCAGGUUAGUUUUUGUUUUGAGGGCGUUCCAACCAGGAUAGAAUAGC
Messenger RNA from Colletotrichum navitas, 1831 nucleotides. RefSeq lists its product as uncharacterized. NCBI's taxonomy places the organism in Eukaryota, Fungi, Ascomycota, Sordariomycetes, Glomerellales, Glomerellaceae. The coding region runs from base 209 to 1630 and encodes 473 amino acids. The record is from RefSeq and is a predicted model, not a curated record. The transcript has a single exon.